ACAUCAUAGGUCGCGACAUCAUAGGUCGCGUGACAGCAAUGUCAGGAGUUGUCCUCGUUACAUGCCCUCUCAAGAAGACAGAACCGGUGAACGUUCAGUCGCCUAUCGAGACGUUCAUAGCAAACACGUAUGGCGGGUUCGACGACUCCUAUCGCACGGCGAUCAACGAUUUCGCCGCCAUGAGAGAAGCGGCCGUGAUACGGUCAGCAGAUCGACACGAAUCGGGCCUAGAACCACUCUACAAGUAUUACGACCAACUGGCGGCAAUGGAAGGAAAGCUACCGAUUUCGGAUAGUCAAGUGCGCAUCAAGUUCACGUGGUAUGACGCCUUCUCGAAGGAGUCGUUCUUCAGUGGAGGAACAAAAGAGUCCAUGCACAGCAAUGCGUUUGAGCGCGUGUGUUUGUUGUUCAAUAUUGCUGCGCUGCAGAGUCAGAUUGCGAAGGGUCAGAAUUUUGAUAGUGAUGAGGGGCUUAAGACGGCUGUGAAACAUUUUCAGGGAGCAGCUGGUGUCUUCUAUCAAGUGAAAGAGGUGGUAUAUAUUCAAUUUGCUAAACUUCCAUUACCAGAUAUGUCAUCCGAAGUACUGGGAGCUCUUUCAGCCACCAUGUUAGCUCAAGCUCAAGAAAGUCUUUACUAUAAGACAACACUUGCUCGUAUGAAGAAUCAGAUAUGUGCAAAGGUUGCUGCACAAGCUGGCGAUCUUUAUUCUGAAGCUGCACGUCUUGCACGAGAUGCUACUGCUGCAAAGAAACUGGAUAAAGAAUUUGUUGCAAUUGUCUCAGCUAAACAUCCAUACUUUCAUGGUAUUGCUGAGUUUCAUGAAGGACUGGCAUGCAAAGAAGAGGCAAAAUAUGGUGAAGCAAUUGCCAGAUUCAGAAUGGCAUAUGGAGACAUGAACGAAACUGCCAAACGUGGCGAACAGUAUUUCAAGCCAGGGGAUGUAUAUUCCCGUAUUCGCAAUGAACUUGCCCAAACAGAGAAAGACAAUAACGUUAUUUACAGUGACCUUAUCCCACAACCUUCAGCAAUCGCUCCGAUUGGUCGAGCUGCUCUUGCCAAGCCAGCGCCUCUCACUUUGCCAGCAUCUCAACAUCAGGAUUUGUUUGCUAAAAUCGUGCCAAUGACAGUGCACAAUGCAUUAGCAAUCUAUGAGUCGAAGAAGGAAGCUUUGGUUCAGGCUGAGGUUGGAAAGUUGAGGGAAGCAUCACAGAUGCUGAAUGGAACACUGUCUAGCUUGAACCUUCCUGCUGCUAUCGAGGACACAUCUGGCAACGAAGUUCCUCCAUCUCUUCUCGAGAAGGCGGCUGCGUUAAGAGAGAGCGGAGGCAUAUCGACCAUACAGAAGUUGUUUCAUGAUUUACCAGAACUCCAACAGAGAAACAAAGAGAUUUUAGAAGAGGUAAUACGAAGUAUGGAUGAUGAGGAGAGGGCAGAUCGUGGGUUGAAAGAACGUUUCCAGGAGAAGUGGACACGGCAGCCAUCUGCGUUGUUGUUUAAGGAAAUGAGAGCCGAGGCUCAGAAAUACAUGACAAUCUUGACAAACGCAACACAAGCGGAUGGAAUUGUGAGGCAGAAGUAUGAUGCACACGUCAAUGGAAUGACGUUAUUAAGCAAAUCAGAGGGUGAACUUACUGCUGCCAUUCCAAAGGGUGGACCAUCGUCUGUAAGCUCUGGGUCAAAGGCUGCUGGUGAUCUGAGAAAACUUAUGGAUCAAGUCAAUGCAUUGAAAUUACAACGAGACAGAACUGAAGAGUCACUAAAGAGUGCAACUGCAGACAUAUCUGCUCGUUUCUUGGCUGCGCUUGAUGCUGAUGGAAGCCUUGCUACAGACAGCAUCUCUGAUGCUCAACUGAGUGAGACGUAUGGGUCACUACAGGUUGAAGUGCAGCAAAGCUUGUCUGAACAGGAGAAUCUUGUUGCAAACAUUCAGGCUGCUCACGGUCGAUUUGUAUCAGAGAAGGGCAGUAGUGCUGGUGCUAGAGAGAGCGUUUUGAAAGAUCUUGCCGCUGCUUAUGAUGCUUUUACAGAAUUGAAGGCAAACCUUGAAGAAGGAACUAAGUUCUACAAUGAUCUAACUCAAAUCCUUGUCAAGUUCCAAUCAAAAGUUGAAGAUCUCAUAUUUGCUAGAAACACCGAGAAAGAAGACCUCACACGGGACUUGCAAAAGUCUUUAGCCAAGCCUGACCCUCAGCCACCUCCUGUGGCUCCAUCUUACCAGGCAGCUGAAGCACCUCAAGCCAAACCACGGUCUCGUCCACCGCCACCACAAUCAACACAAGGGACAGCUAUUCCUCGGAACCCUCCACCUUCUCAACCAUCUCAUGCUACAGCUCCACCUCCAGGCUACCCUCAACCGCCACAGCCAUAUGCGGCGUCAGCUCAACCAAACGCACCGCCUCCUCAGAAUCCAUCCUACGGUCAUGGAGGACACCCACAACCAUAUGCUCCUCCAUACUCGUCUGCUCCUUAUCCUGCUGCUACUGCUCCACAGUAUGGUGGACCAUAUUACGGUGGUCCUGGUUUUCAACAGCCUUAUGGAUACGGUCAGGCACCACCACCACAAGGAUAUCAGAAUUACCCUCCUCAGGGGUCGUAUCCCGGUUAUCCUCCCUAUCCUGGUUACCCUCCCCCUCGAGGCCACUAUCAACCACCUGGUGGAUACCAGCAACACUAGCUAUAUGAUGUGUACUGUAAUUGAAAUAAUGUGACUGAUUUUGAGUUUUCCAUAGGAUUGAUAUACGCUGGUAAUGUCGUUAGUAGUUAUUUUGUGUCUCAUAGAAUGUGCAUCUUUGA
Molecule: messenger RNA, 2794 nt
Organism: Corticium candelabrum
Lineage: Eukaryota; Metazoa; Porifera; Homoscleromorpha; Homosclerophorida; Plakinidae
Product: programmed cell death 6-interacting protein-like
Exons: 17
Coding region: 39-2675 (878 amino acids)
Biological process (GO): mitotic cytokinesis; multivesicular body sorting pathway
Cellular component (GO): endosome
Molecular function (GO): protein binding
Source: RefSeq, a predicted model, not a curated record